AUGGAGAGUCGCCAACCACCACCCGAGCGCUCCAGCUCAAACGAUUACAUCGACGAGACACAGUUGUCGUUCAACAAGCUUGAGGCGCAGAGAUGGGAUCGCGCGUUGGAGAGCUCACAGCGCGCACUCAACCAGUCGAUGAACUUACCCUCCUUUCAGGACCUUUGUAGCUACAGCGCACCCAUUCGGGGCCGAGAUUUUCAAGGGAGUUCAGCCUGGUCUGAAGUCAGUAUGAGCGGUGGCCUAGGUGAUGACACUUUCCAGUCUCCUUCUAGCGAUACUACUGUUAAGUUGAGCAGCGGCUACAAGGAACUCGAGGACAGCAGUGCCUGUACCUUCUUUCCGACGCCUUUCACCGUGGCCGCGACAUCAGAGACGGGUGCUACGAACGGUUCCGCAUCCAGUGAUUCUGAUAUCUCACCGUUAUCUCAGCGCCAGUCCUCCGCCGGCGUCGCGGUCGAGUCACCUUUUCGACCUGAGUUCGGCGGUCCAGUCCAGACUCCAGCCAACCACGGCAUGAGGUGGUCUCCUGCGCAGCUGCAGAAAGAUAUCGCACGAAACUCCGACAGCUUCUACUCCCACCCCAGCAUAGCCAAGACUCAUGUUCCCUCCCGUCCGCAGUCAACAUUCCCCAUUCCACGAAACAUGCCUUUCGAGGAGAUGGUCGUACCGCGCGGACCGAACCUGCAUCAGCGAAGGCUCGAUGCAAGAGUGUCAAGCUCCCCGGGUAUACCGUCACCGCUGGGCCCUGGACGCAUGCGAGAGCAGCUCCACGAGGGAGACCUUGGAGACGUGUCGCUCUCACCGGUCCCGAACGGACGUCUCCACACGAGCGAUAAGAUGAAGUACGGGAAGACCAAGUCAAGCAACAAGGAUACAAAGAACGCCUGGCAGAACACCCCGUCUCCACAUUCACCUACCGUGCAGCGCUACGCAUCCAGCAGCUCGAUCGACUCGCCCAUGUUCGACGUAUACCCGCGAAGCGCUGAGAUAGAUGGAGAAGGGAACUUGACACUGGGUGGUUCGCCUGGGAUGAGCUUCAAGCCCUAUGGUCCACCAUCCGGGUUUGGCAAUGUUCGGAUGAGUGAAACUCAGCCCUUCGAUCGCCCGUCAAGUGUCAUUGUGUGCGAAGCUCCUCUACCCAUACCAUCCCCAUCUGAGACUCGCAUGAAGAGCGGCUUCAAGCCCUUCGUACCCUCAUCUCAGUCAUUCGGCAAGCCUUUCAUGCCCUCAUCUCCGUCGUUCGGCCAACCGCUUCGUACAUCCUCCACCGCAACAUGGCCCACCUCCGCGCCCGCGACAUCCGGCUUCGCCACCCCAGCCUCGACAGAAGACCCUCACCCUCCACAUGAACCAGGCUUCCAAGCCCGUCUACCCCUCCGCUCAAACCUACCCAUCCCACCCCCACCCCUCUCCUCCAUGCAAGGCCAGUACGAACAUUCUCCCAAAGCCCGCGCCCGUCUCGACGCCCAGAAGCCCAUCCGCUCAGCCUGGAUCCGCUCCGAAGCAUCCAAGAUAGCCCAACUAGCAAAACUGCGCCACGCUAUGGAAAAGCGGUACUUGAAAACCCGUUCGGACAAAGACUACGAAGCUUGGCAAACUCUGCAAGCCGCCUACGAUGACGCUACGGACCUGGAGAAGAGGCAGGAAGAGAGGCGGAACCUUUUCCUUAGAGAGAAGAAGAUGGAGGCUUUGAAGACCGAUAAGACGGAGGAUAUGUCUGCUGCUGCGAGUCGUGAUGGUGUUGGGGCGGAGGGAGAGGAGAAUGAGAAGUUGCUUGGGUAUAAGAUGGCGCUUAUGGAGCGUGUGUGUGCGGAGGUUAAGCCUGAUGGGGAUGAGGAGGAGGCUAUUACUGCCGAGAUGUUGGCGACGUUGAGUAAGGAGGAGAAGAAGGCUAUUCGGAAGCUGCUCGUUGGUCGUAUGGAGCGGAAGGCUUGA
Molecule: messenger RNA, 1938 nt
Organism: Alternaria ethzedia
Lineage: Eukaryota; Fungi; Ascomycota; Dothideomycetes; Pleosporales; Pleosporaceae
Exons: 2
Coding region: 1-1938 (645 amino acids)
Source: RefSeq, a predicted model, not a curated record